Molecule: messenger RNA, 4549 nt
Organism: Cinara cedri
Lineage: Eukaryota; Metazoa; Arthropoda; Insecta; Hemiptera; Aphididae
Source: the annotation of a GenBank genome assembly
UGCACUUUACACUAUACUCGUAUGUGCCAACUGAUAGUUAUAAUUCAAAAAUAUUAAUAUUAAUAGGGCAUUUUAAAAUAAAAACUGAAAUAAAAAUUAGGUUUGGAUAAGUGAACACAUAUACAAAGGUUCAAUAUUAUACUAUAGCCAAGGUUUAUCUUUAUGAUUUAGUCGGGAAUUUAUGAUAACUCCCUAUAUUAAUUGAUUUCACCUUACACUCUUUGUUUUUUGUAAUACUUCGAUUAUAUAAUAUUUAAAUACUAAAUUAUUAUGUUAUUAGUGCUAAUAUACCUAUAUCGCCUUUAUGAAAUAUUAUUCAUCGAUAAUUUAUAUAUAUUUGUAUCCCCUUCCCCCAUUUAACAGUAGUUGAUAAUUCAUUUGCAUUGUAUAUUAUGUUUUACAGAUCAGUCCGCAUAAUUAGUAUAAAGUUCUAAAGGUAAAUAUUAAAAAUAAGUUAUUUGUGUUAUAACUGUACAAACGUACUUCAUUCAUUUAAAAAUCUUCCCAAGAUUUUAACAUUAUAGGUAUACAUUAGUGAUAUUGUCACUACUCAUCAGGUUAGUAGAUUUGUUUAAAUUUAAAUUUAAAACUAUAUACGAUUCUAAAACAUACUGUUAUUAAUUUAAAUCGAAUUUAUUCUUGUAACAUUAUUAUUUACAAAAAUUAUAUAUAGACAAAAUUCAGAGGUCGACUACACGAUUCAGUGCUUUUAAUACCUAAUGAAAAAUUAUUUAAUUUGAAAAUCAUUUUAAAACAUAAUAAUUGCGUACCAAAAAUGUAUAAAAUUCUGUGAAGAAUAUACAUUACUAAUGUAACAUUAGUAUUAUCAUUUAUUACAUAUAAUGUAAUAAAUACGUAUUACAUACAUAUUAUACCACAUUUGCUACAAGUUCUAUUAAUUGCAUAGUCUUUGUCAAAUUAUUUGGAAUUCGGAAAGAUAAUUUUAUAUUACUAUCUGAUUUCAAUUUUUAAUCGAUUAAAGAGUUACAUGUUUUAUACAAAAAAAAAAAAAAAAAAAAUUAAAAAACUGACUUAUAAUAAACUUCUUGUCCAAUUUUCAAAUAUUUCUGUUUAAUCUAACAAUUUUAUCCACAGGUAUCCAGUAGGCCGGAAUAUAGGCUAGACUAAUUACAUAAAAAAAGCUCGUUAAAUUAAAAUAGUCUAUAAAUAGCUCAAAAAUGAUUUAAAUUUUGCUACGUCAAGAAAAAGCAAAUAUAAGUUUUCUGUCAAAAUUUCAAGUCUCUACGAAUAUUUUUAAUUGAAUUACAUUAAAAAAACAAAAUUUAAAAUAAUAAAAAGAAUAGUUAUGUUCGUAUAUUUUCUCUUAGUUCCUAUGUAUUUUUCGGGUUUUUUCAAUUAUUAAAAAAACCACAAAAAAUCAAAAACCUACUUAUUUGGUCAUCGACUAGAUUAAAAAUACAACAAAAAAGAUAUCUUAUUGUUUUUCUAUUGGAAAAUUUCUAUUUAUUAGAAAAAACAAGCCGUACAAAUUUAAAAUAAUGAAAUCGUUGCACCGUAAUUUGAAAAAAAUCGUAUUUUUCGUCUUUUUUGUUUUUUCUUAAUUAUUAUGAAAACUACUUUAGACAUCAAAUAAUGACUCUCUGUUAGCGGUUAUAUAUUAAAAGGAACAACAUUAAUCUAUUGUCAUUUUUUUCGUUUGGAGUAAUAUAUUAUGCGGAAAACAUAAGUUGUAAAAAUUUAAAACAAUUUAAACGAUAAUGCCGCGGUGCGCCGUAAAUAUUUCCGAUUUUACCAAUACUUUUCUUUUUUGUUUUUCCCAAUUAUUUUGAAAACUCUUUAGAUAAUCAAAAAAUGAACAACAGAUCAUUUGCUGUAUUAUCCGAAUCCAUAAUACACAUCAUACAUGAUCCGAGUUUAAAAUACUUAUAUGUACAAUUUUAGAUAUUUGGACAAUUCACCCAGAACAUGUUGACCUACGCGAACUUUCACUUGACGUACAUACUACCCGUCAUCUGCGUGCUGGCGUUAAUUGUUCAUCCGUUCAUUAACCGAUCGGAGAUAUUUAAAAUAGGGUUUAUCAGCGGCAUUGCAGUGUUGUAUACGACACCAUGGGACAACUACAUUAUCAUGCGCGGUGCCUGGACAUUUCCGGCCGACCAGUUGAUAGCCGUUAUCGGGUACGUGCCCGUUGAAGAGUAUAUUUUCUUCGUCUUACAGACGGUCAUCGUGUCGCUAUGGCACCUUCUGUGCGCCCGAUGGUCGACCCCGUGCUUGCACUUCAACCACGAUAAGCGAAGUUACCAGUUGAUCCGGUGGAUACCGAUCGCGGUGCUGACAGCCGUCAUGGUGACGGGCUACUGGAUCAGCGUACCGGGGACCGGAACUUUUUACCUGGGUUGCAUAAUGUGGUGGAUAGCCCCGGUGUACAUUUUCAUAUGGUACGGAGCCGGCAAUUACAUUGUCACCAAGUUGACAUCGUCGGCGGUAUCCGUGCUGGUGCCCACCGUGUACUUAUGCUGGAUCGAUCAGAUCGCCCUCAAGGCUAACAUCUGGCACAUCAAUGUGGGGACCAGCCUGAACUUGUUCGUUGCCGAGGACCUGCCGUUCGAAGAGGCACUGUUCUUCCUGUUGACUAGCAUUUGCGUAGUUCUGGGCUUGAGCUGCUACGAUAAGGCUCGUGGCAUGUGUGAAACGUACUCGCACGAAUUCCCACACCGGUUCGGCAUUAAUUUGACGUAUCUUAAUCAGAUGUGCCGGGCGUUUAUCAAACCGGAAUAUGCCAUGUCGUCUGUCGUCACAGAUGACAUAAAAACUAGUAUCGAAAUACUGAGGGAAGCAUCGAAAUCGUUUAAUGCCGCCAGUUUUCUAUUUCAAUCAGGUAAGUCACCGACAAAGUACAUUAGAUGUUUGGUUAGAUAUGCAUAAAACGUAAAUAUACAAUAUACAAUAUACAAUAUACAUAUACAAUAUACUUGUAUAUGUAUGUAUUACGAAUAAUGCGAGUUAUAAUAUAAUAAUAAUAUUAUAAUUUUAUAAUAAUUUUUGUUCUGUAUUAUAUUUUGUUUUGUAAUCGUGGUCAAUAUCAGUAAUAUAAUAAUACAGUAAGUAGUAAAUAUCAUAUCAGUAUGAGCCAAUGUUCUGAAUGGUGAAUGCACAUCAUAAAGGUAUUUAAUUAUUUCUCGAGAGAACGUACCUAUAGACUUUGAGCAUUUAAUUAUCAUCACCAAGAACACUUUCAGAUUCAUUAGUUGAUAAACAUAAAUAAAUUGUUAUCUUUACACUAGGAAUAUUUUAUCAUUAAUUUGUUUUUUCUGAUUUAGGAAUUCGGUUGGAUUUAAUAAUUUUAUACGCAUUUUGUCGCGUCACGGACAACAUAAUCGACGACGAGACGGACGUAUUAAGAAAAAAAUGCAAAUUGAAUGUGAUAGAAAAAUUUGUUAACGAACUCUUUGCCGAUAGAAAAUCCGACUACGAUGUGAAAACAGUACCGUAUACCGCAAAAGUCGAUUGGGCGUAUUAUCAGUCCGAAUUGACCGGCGAGGAAAUGGCGAGUUUCCGAGCGGUGUCCAGAAUAGCGUUUUAUUUGCCCCGUAAACCGUUUUAUGAGCUGAUCGCGGGCUACCAGUGGGACAUCGAGGGCAGGUUGGUGCGAAACGAGGAAGACCUGCUAUUGUAUUCCAGUUACGUUGCCGGAAGUGUCGGUACGUUAUGCGUUUAUGUGAUGCUGUACAGAUGCGACAAUGACGUUUAUGACGUUUUCGGCGAGGACGAUUACGUCAUCGAGAAAGCACGGCAAAUGGGACGAGUGAGUAAAGACUUUUGUACUUUCGUUAAGUCGUUAUAUCGUUGGCGUGCACUGCCAUAAUAAUAUCGUUGGGUCUGUUUUCAAGGUCCUACAACUCGUGAACAUUGCCCGUGACAUCAUCACCGACAGCGAAACGCUGGGCCGGUGCUACGUGCCCACCGAAUACAUGGAUGACGAAGAACAGGAAAUACACAUCCUGUGUAACGAAAAGAAGCCGAGAUCUCUGGGCAAUAAGAAGCUAAAAAAAUAUUCUACCCGGAUGAUACAUCUGGCCAACAAACUGCAAUCGGAUUCGGUGGGCGCCAUUAGGUGUUUGCCACGAGAGACCAGGGGCUCGGUUUUAGCGGCCACUGAGAUUUACCGGGGCCUUACUUCAGCCAUACAAUCUAGUCAGACUUACCCGACCAGGGCUUCUAUCACGAAACUGGAAAGAAUUUUUAUAGGAAUCUAUUCCCUGUACGUAAAAAGCAUUCAAUAUGUCGUAUAGGACCAUGUAUAUCGUAUACCUAAUUACAUGUAUAAUGGAUUCAAAAGCAUCCCAGUUCAACCAUAACUCGUAUUUAAUUAUUUAAUUCUUUAUAUUGUAAUUUAAACGAACUUUAUUUAAAUAGGUACAAAAUUUCACUUUGUGAACGUACUAAGUUCCAAGUUCUAAAAGUAUUUUUUUUAAAAUCAUCUAUCAACAUGUACAAUUUUGAAAGAAUUUGUCAACCUAAUAUUUUAUAUAUAUGUGUACAAAUCUAAAUAAAUUUAGUAUCUCGAUUUGUAAAUAGUUGAUAGGAC